Messenger RNA from Mixia osmundae IAM 14324, 1020 nucleotides. RefSeq lists its product as uncharacterized. The transcript has a single exon. Bases 1 to 1020 code for a protein of 339 amino acids. NCBI's taxonomy places the organism in Eukaryota, Fungi, Basidiomycota, Mixiomycetes, Mixiales, Mixiaceae. The record is from RefSeq and is a predicted model, not a curated record.
AUGGUCAAGACAGAGCAAAAGUCGGCGGUCAAUGUCGUGUUCGGUUCCAUGACGUUCGGCCGAGAGGGCGCAGGUCAGGCGCGAGUGCACGACUUGGAAACGGCGGGAAAGAUCUUGGACGUCUUUCAGAGGCACGGCCACUAUGAAGUCGACACUGCUCGAGUCUACUGCGGUGGCUCAUGUGAGGAGAUGCUGGGAGAUCUCGGGUGGCAGAAGAGAGGUCUGCAGAUGGACACCAAGCUCUACCCCACCGCCCGCUCGCCCGUCAAUAUGGGCUGGACAGAUGUCAUCACCCACUCACCCGAGGACAUCCGCAAGAACUUCGACAACAGUCUCAAAGCCCUCAAGGCCGACAGAGUGGAUGCUUUCUACCUCCAUGCUCCUGACCGUGAGACGCCGUACGAGGAGACACUGCGAGCUGUCAAUGAGAUCCACAAGGAGGGCAAAUUCGACAGGUUCGGCAUCUCCAACUAUGCCGCGCACGAAGUCGCAGAGAUGGUCAUGAUCUGCCGACAGCAUGGUUGGAUCCAGCCGACGAUGUUCCAGGUCAUCUACAACGCCCUUCACCGAGCCAUCGAGCCAGAACUUGUACCCUGCUGCCGCAAAUUCGGUCUUGGUCUCUUCUGCUUCAACCCGCUCGGCGGUGGUUUCCUGUCGGGCAAGAUGAGCAAAGAGGCUGCAGUCGAGGCAGGCUCGCGAUUCGAUCCGGAGAAGGCCCAGGGCAAGUCGUACCGCGCGCGCUACUGGCACGACCAGAUGUUCGAAGCCGUCGAGCAACUCAAGGAGAUCGGCAAGAAGCAUGACCUCACAGUGCCAGAAAUUGCGCUUCGCUGGAUGACACACCACAGCGUACUCAAGCGAGAGCACGGUGACGCUGUCAUAAUUGGUGCAUCGAGCCUGGCGCAUAUUGAGCAGAACCUAUUGGAUCUCGAAAAGCCAGCACUGCCCGAAGAAGUUGUCAAGGCCGUCGAUGCAGCUUAUGCUGUCGCCAAGCCGUCUAACAGCAAAUAUUUCCACUAA